AUGCAGUGGCUAAUAAGCGCGAUCUGCGUGUUGACCGCGGCGGUGCACGGUGGCGGUGGAGUUACCAAAACACCUGGUCUGUCGCCAUUUUGGACGGACGACUACAAAGUCUUCGAACAAAUCUACGGAAAGACCUCCGACCGAGAGCUCUUCGGGUCCACCUUACCUCCCAACCAGUCCUUCGGCGUUGACUUGACCCCCUUAAGAAACCAGGCUUCAGAGAAAAAAGAACGGUACAUCGACACAGAAGACAGAGACUUGGACCAGCAACCAAGCCUGUAUUCCUUCGACAAUUAUAAUAAUCUCUUAACAAAACAGAAUAUAGAAGCGUUUGAUCCAAAGCCGACGAAAACAUCCUUCAAAUUCAUCCCUUACAAUGAUUUCACUCCAAUCAGCCAGUCUACUGAUCCAGCAACAUAUAACUAUUAUAAAACGUUGGAAUUGUUAGAGAAGAAAAAGAAAAUUGACGCUCUAAAAAGCUUAGCAGUCAAUAAUUUCGCACAAUUCUCUAGCUACGCGACCAGCCCUGAAGACACAGAGGGGUAUAAGAGUAUCCAGGAUAUCUUAGACGCUCAUGAAGGGAAUAAAGGAAAUAAGAAAGUGAAUAAUGACCAUGAGAAUUUGGCUAAAUAUGUGAGUUAUGGAGUGUCGAAAAGUCGAAGGAAGAAGCCGGCUUCAAAUCCAAGGUUUAUAAACAGCAAUGAUCUUCAGAAACCACGGUGUGUGUCGGGACGCUGCCGCCAGAGAAACACCUCGGUUAGAGUCAGAACGGGACCUGUUUUGAGGAAGAUUAAGCAUACCAUUAUUUCUGAUUAAUCUUUUAAGUCUGAUUAGUUUGAUAAAUGUAUU
Messenger RNA from Cydia amplana, 849 nucleotides. RefSeq lists its product as uncharacterized. The record is from RefSeq and is a predicted model, not a curated record. NCBI's taxonomy places the organism in Eukaryota, Metazoa, Arthropoda, Insecta, Lepidoptera, Tortricidae. The transcript is spliced from 2 exons. Bases 1 to 816 code for a protein of 271 amino acids.